AUGGCCUCAAUUUUGGAGUCUUAUGAGAAGCAAUAUGGGAACCUAACCAGUGAAAUUACAGCAAAGCUAAACACAAUAUCGAGACUCUCAUAUGAUGAUCGGAAAGCGGAAAUCGCAGCUACAUCUCGUUUGUUCGACGAAACCCGCGAACUACUUGAGCAAAUGGAUCUAGAAAUUCAGGACUUGCCAGCUGACCUCAAACCUAAGUAUUCCACUCGACUCCAGUGUUAUGGGCAAGAGCUUGCUCGGCUUGCGCAAGAGUUUAAACGUCCACGUUACAGUUUGAAUGCAGUUUCGAAUGCAGUUGAUCACCCCGAUCACAGUGCGCUUCGAGAGGAGCUCUUAAGUGGGGCAGCGGCUGAUUCAGGAGACAUGCGAACCUGUCUUCUGACAAACACAGAGCGUGUUGAGCGAACAGGCAAACGUUUGCAUGAAGGCCUUCGCAUGGCCUAUGAGACAGAGGAAAUCGGUGGACAAAUUCUCGGUGAUUUGGACCAACAGAGAGAAACUAUCCAGCGAAGCCGUGAUCGCCUGCGACACGCGAAUGAGGAUCUCUCGCGCAGUUCUCGGCUAAUCUCAAAGAUGUAUCGACGGGUUAUCCAGAACCGAACUAUUCUCAUAGCGAUUGGGAUUAUGAUGUGUCUGAUCUUCUUUGGCAUUAUUUACAUCAUGUUCUUCCGCAACUCAAAGGUUGCCGCAACUUCCUCUGUACCGGGUUCCCCUCUCAACACAACAGCCCACAAACCCUCCUAA
Mesocestoides corti is the source of this 753-nucleotide messenger RNA. The record is from the annotation of a GenBank genome assembly. NCBI's taxonomy places the organism in Eukaryota, Metazoa, Platyhelminthes, Cestoda, Cyclophyllidea, Mesocestoididae.